Molecule: messenger RNA, 3162 nt
Organism: Drosophila guanche
Lineage: Eukaryota; Metazoa; Arthropoda; Insecta; Diptera; Drosophilidae
Gene: RluA-1
Product: RNA pseudouridylate synthase domain-containing protein 2
Exons: 11
Coding region: 485-2719 (744 amino acids)
Biological process (GO): pseudouridine synthesis
Molecular function (GO): RNA binding; pseudouridine synthase activity
Source: RefSeq, a predicted model, not a curated record
GUUUGUUCGCACCGUUGCGGCCGUUUUGAAUUAUAAAAUUUGAAAUUGUAACUCAGAAAAGUCUCCGGCCACAACUUGAUCUAAACAUCAUAUGCAUGUCGGCCGCGGAAAACGAAACAACAGAAAUUUUGAAUUGUGUUAACUUGGCUGUGUUUGGCUUUUAAAACAAGGGACUCGGCCGUUUUGAGAAAAUCAUAUUCCAAUGCUGACCUGCCAACGACGGUGCUUGCUCGUCUCAUUUUUUAAAUUCCCGCGUGUUAUAAAUUGACGGCUUAAAAUAGUUUACAUAUUUUACAAACAUAUGUAUGUACGUGUGUGUACAUACAUAUACUAUAUGUAGUAUUAAUAAGUGAUUAAGAAGUGUGAUUUAAUUUGGGAAAGUCGUUGGCUCGAUUUUAAAACAUAUAAGCAGUAAAUACAUACAUACAUAGAUACGUGCAAAGUCAAACAACCGCCGCUUACUGCUGAAACGAGUAGCACUAAAAUGCAGAACUCCCAAUCGUCUUGCGCGUGGUAUCUGCCAUGGUCUUUGGCGGCGCAGCAGCAUCAGCAGAAAAUAAUGCAAAUGCAGGCGCCCUUUUUGGAUAAAAUGGGAGCUUCUUCGAUGGGAGGUGGUAUUUUCGCCACUCAGCCUCAAGUCCAACAACAGCUCUCACCAAACACGGCAGCAGCUCCUCCGUCGAACUAUCAGCAGCCGGCUUUGCAUCCUAGCGCAGCAGCCGGAACACACUUCCCGCAUAUGAGUUCCGCAUAUAAUUUUGGGCCAACACUACUGGGUGCAACCCAUGUGGGGAGCUACCCAGGACAGCUAAAUCCGUGUCCCCAGUCACAUCCCCACAGCCAAACACAAGCUCAUUUGAUGCCAUCUUCCAUGUUCUCGUCAUUGCCUGUGAGUGCAUACUAUGCACCAGCUUCAGGCGUCCCCGUGGCCGCACAACAAACCCUUAUGGCACCAGCCGCACCAGGAUUGACCCAUCAGACGUCGUCUCUUUCCAUGACAGUACAACCAGCACCGCGAGCAUCCCCGUCGGCAUGCGCACUCGUUCAGACACUAAAUUGUCUGCCACCAGAUUUUCAUCACCUGUCGUCGAUUAACCUGAGCAACAUCAUUGAACUGAGGAACCAAGGAGCUGCGCUCUCAUCCAUCAAAGUUGUACCAAAUGUGGAAAUGUUAAAAAAAAAGGAUAUAUCUAACCGGGAGUCGGAGAACGAGAAACUCAAAAUACCAGAAAAGAGGAAAACUGAUAAUAGCGAUCCAAUUAAGGAUUUAAAGAAAGCCAAACUUGAAACAAAGGCUCUGAAAGCCAAAAGACCUGGAUUUACGGAUGAGCGAUAUCAAGAAACAUCCUACUAUAUUGAAAAUGGUCUUCGGAAAGUCUACCCUUACUACUUCACCUUUACGACGUUCACGAAAGGACGUUGGGUGGGAGAAAAGAUUCUGGAUAUAUUUGCUCGAGAGUUUCGUGCACACCCAUCUGAAGAGUACGAACGUUGUAUUCAGGCAGGAACACUGACAGUUAACUUUGAGAAAGUCCCCAUUGAUUACCGACUUAAACACAAUGAUCUGCUCGCUAAUAUAGUUCACAGACAUGAAGUUCCUGUGACAUGUCACCCAAUAAAAAUUGUGCAUAUGAAUGAGGACAUUGUCGUUGUAAAUAAGCCUGCAUCAAUACCUGUACAUCCUUGUGGCCGCUAUAGGCACAAUACUGUUGUUUUCAUACUCGCAAAGGAAUUCAACCUCAAGAACCUGCGCACAAUACACAGGCUUGACCGGUUGACAUCUGGUCUAUUAUUGUUCGGACGGAGCCCAAAGAAGGCACGCCAAAUGGAGCAGCAAAUUCGCAAUAGACAAGUGGAAAAAGAGUAUAUAUGUAGAGUGGAGGGAAUUUUUCCAGAUGAAAUCCUGGAAUGUAAGGAACCCAUUGAGGUUGUAAGUUACAAAAUAGGAGUGUGUAAAGUCUCGCCACGAGGAAAAGAUUGUACCACAACCUUCCAAAAGCUUUCGCAAAAUGGCAAAACUAGUGUGGUACUGUGCAAACCACUUACCGGACGGAUGCAUCAGAUCCGAGUUCACUUGCAAUAUUUAGGUUAUCCGAUUCUUAACGAUCCCCUAUACAACCAUGAAGUCUUUGGCCCCUUGAAGGGUCGUUUUGGGGAUAUCGGUGGAAAGUCAGAUGAUGAGCUUAUACGAGAUCUCAUUAAUAUCCACAACGCGGAGAAUUGGCUGGGAAUAGAUUAUGAAUCCGAUAUAUCUAUAUUUAAAAAUUCUAAGGACGAAACAGAUGGCGAGAGCCUUAGUAGCGAACAAACUUUCGCUAUUCACCAUAGCGACGACGACGGUUGUGCAAAUUCGCGCGAAACUACUCCGCCUUGCUUAGAGCCUAUCCGAGCUGAAGUAGACUCCAAGAAAUUAGAGCCUCCCAACACUUCCAAGGAAUUUGUAGGUACUGACCUAAAGGAACCUAGCGAAACUUCUUCAUCACUGGAGUUAUCCGAUACUAUCCACGCUGUCGAAGGUGGGAAUGCGGAUGUUGGAAUAAAGCUAAAUAAAAUCACAACAGAUGCGCAUUGUUAUGAGUGCAAGGUUCACUACCGUGAUCCCAAGUCUAAGGACCUUAUCAUGUAUCUGCACGCCUGGAAAUAUAAGGGUCCUGGAUGGGAGUACGAAACUGAAUUUCCUUAUUGGGCUCGCCAAGACUGGGACUCAGAGUCUACCUAAGUAGCAACUUUUGAUUUGAUGACAAAAAAAUUACAAAGCACAGAUGAAAGAAUCUUGGACCACAUUAAGUAUAUGAUUUCUGACAAGAAUGACCAACAAUGAGUCUUUUUCUGCAAGAGAUAAUGUCUCUUUUUAUGAAAAGAAUGUAUUUAAAUAAUGUAUUUCUAUAACCAAGUCAUAAUGUCAAAAUCGGUCUAGCUUUCAUAUAGAAAAGAUAUAGGCAUAUAUAAUUAUAUCUGCAAGGGUAUAAAAUGCUUCGGGUUACGGAGCAAGCCUUCCUUUGAAUAAAUAAGUUAAUAAAUGUACAUAUUAAGUUAAUAUGAACUUAGAGAUACGUACAUACAUAUGUAUACCGUACAGCUCUAAGUUAAACGGAAUGGGUCCACAUAGGUCCAAAGAACAAAUAGAACAAAAUUAAUUAUAAACAUUAGAAAAUUCAAAUU